UGAAAAUAUUUUCCUAAUUAUGUUUUUAUUUUUUCAAGUAAUUAAAAAAGGGAAACUUACAAAAAACCAUUCACAGGAAAUAAACAAUAAAAGUUUUGAAGUUCAUAUCACAUCCACUGCAUUUAGGAAGAAUAUCUGUAUUGGUAUUGAUAUCGGCGAUAUGGAUCGGUAUCGGAUUGUUACACAAAUGUUCAGUAUCGCCCAGCCCUAGCGUAAAUUCCUUUAGCCUAUAGCAUCCUUUAGUGCCCUGUUGCUGUUUUGAUCAAAAGUCACAUUUUAUUGGCUCUCCAGUUAAAUAAAUGUCUUCAUCUGUUUAUUAUACACAGACACACAAUACAUGGUCAAACAUGCAGCUUUAGGCUUGAUUGGGUAAAACACAUUUCAAAUGAUUUGUUUCAAACACACAUGAGCAGCUGCAGCUCAGCCUUUGUGGUCAGCAGUGGGUCAAAACGAGCGUGAGGUGUGCGCUCCAUUGACCUUUGGGUCACAUACCAUGCAAAGUUGCAGUUGUAACGGCCUUGAUGAGGUUUACAUUUCAAAAAAAGGUAAAUCAGAAUAGUGGGAGGGGAAAGAGGGGGAGAGCCAUGGUAAGCUGGUGCAGUGGUUGGUGGUGGGUGUGUGCAGGAGACUCACGUUGGCCACCAGGACCUCCCUUUGCUUAUAUCAGAACCUGGCAGGGGCUGCAGGGGAGAAUGGCAGGAAGUCGAAUCCAAACGGUGGCACUAUAAAACUUCUUGCUGAAAUUGUCAAGACUUCAUCACAGCUCAGGACUGGCAUCCUUCUUCACCACCUGCUCUCUGAGUCCUGAACUUUUUGGGGUUUUUUUUGCAGUAGCAGCAGCUACCAGCAGCAAAAUUCAACGCUUUUUCAUCUUGAAAAGGUAAUUUCUUUCCAAACACAACAAAAUUUUGUAAUUUCAUUUUUUUCCAAAUAAAAUACAUCUUUUAUGUGUGUCUCCGCAGACAUGAAGAUAUUGGGCUGUGUUACCUUCUUACUUUUCCUCGGGGGGAUAUGGGGUCAGAGCAACCGUAACACCAAAUCGAGCGGCAAGUCUGUGAAGAAGGCUGGUGCAAACCUGGGCGGUGAUGCUGCCCAGCCUCCCCCCGGGGCGGGGGUCACUGCUGGAAGCAGCAGGAGCAGUGGAGGGCCAGCUGAAUCUGAACGGGAGGGCGCAGCAGCUGCAGCAGCCACUCGAGCAGCUGGACAGCAGACGGACGAUAUGAGGCUUCACUUCCUCAGGAACACCCAAGUUACAUGUAAUGAUGGAACCGCAGCUGGCUUUUACCUGAAGGAGUUUAGAGGAAGCCGCAGGUGGAUUUUAUUUCUGGAGGGUGGCUGGUGCUGCCACAGCAAAGAGAGCUGUGAUGCAAGAUACCAAAAUAUCCCCCGACUAAUGAGCUCAUCGAAUUGGCCCCAAACUAGAAGAGGAACUGGAAUACUGUCUUCACGAGCAGAGGAAAAUCCACACUGGUACAAUACAAACCUUGUAUUCAUCCCGUACUGCUCCAGUGAUGUAUGGACUGGCACCGCUGAGUAUUCCUUCAUGGGCUCUCUGAUCAUCCGGGAGGUCAUCAAAGAUCUCAUACCAAAAGGAAUCAAGAUGGCCAAGGUUGUCAUGCUGGCUGGCACCAGUGCCGGAGGAACCGGCGUUCUGCUAAACAUUGAGCGAGUCGCCAGCCAGCUUGGGCAACUUGGUAUGGACGCUCAGGUCCGAGGUCUUGUAGAUUCUGGCUGGUUUCUAGAGAGCAAACAGGAAAGACCAACCAACUGCCCCGAGACCGUCUCCUGCUCUCCUGAAGAUGCCAUCAAGAAUGGGCUCAGAUUGUGGAACGGGGUUGUGCCAGAACGGUGUCAGCAGCUCUAUAAGAAGGGGGAGGAGUGGCAGUGCUUCUUUGGUCACAGACUGUACUCCACCUUGACCUCUCCUCUGUUUGUGGUGCAGUGGCUGUUUGAUGAGGAGCAGCUGCGGGUGGAAAACAUCUACAUGGGAGCACAAAGCGUCUCUGAUGAGCAGUGGCGGUACAUCCAGAACCUGGGUUUGGAGCUCAAAGACUCUCUAAGAGAUGUCACGGCUGUAUUUGCUCCGUCGUGCCUCUCCCAUACUGUCAUCACCAAGAGUACAUGGAUGAGUUUUCAAGUCAAAGGCACCUCUUUACCCCGUGCCCUGCACUGCUGGGACAGAAGUCUGGAGGCAACACGCAACAACAGAACCCCAGCCAAAGGUUGCCCUUUCCACCUGGUGGACACCUGCCAGUGGCCUCAGUGCAACCCCACCUGCCCAGCCUUGGUGGACCAGGCCACCCAGCAGGAGGUCACUCUGCUCCAGAUGCUGGUUGCCAUGGGUCUUGACCUGCAGAGGCUGGGCUUGGACCCCCAGGGAGAUGCAGACUCUCUGGCCAGCAUGGUCAGCAAUGGUGGCUAAGCACAGCAGCUGAAGUAAAGUGUCAGAAAGGUGAAUGGAUGUAAAAAAGGUGUGAUUUCAGUGUGACCGUGGACAUUCAGCAGAAGUCUGGUUACUACAUUUUGUGCUGCUCAGCAUUCCAUUAUGCUCCACAUGUUAGCUCCAUCUGUGACCACAUCAGGCUGGAGGGAGUGUGGCUCUGGGGGUUUGUGUUGUUGAGUGGGGCCCCUAGUGAGUGUCAGAGGAAAGUGGGGGCAAAGCUCCUUAGCCUGGUAAUCUUUAAAGAUUGAUUUGAGACGACCUACAAGAAGCUAUAAUCCUGAUGGCUCCACUUUCUGAAACUAAAACAUGUUAGUAGAGUUUAAUGUCACCAUCUAUGUGUUCAUUUACUCUGUCGUUUUUAGCAUUCAGGUAGAAACAAGAAGCAAAUUUGGAAAACAAUAUGAAAUGAUUUAAACUUUUUACUUUAUUAAAGACACUGUUGUGUUUGAGAAAUAAUUAGCUCCUAAUUUUGUGCUAAGCAUAUAUGCAAGUUGAUAUUCAUAUUUUGUAUGCAUGCAAAACUAAAAUAAAUUGUUUGAUGUAUCUUUUGGUUGUAGGUCUACUAAAAUUGUUUGCAGUCCUACCUUAUUUAAUUGUAUAGUCCAUAAUAUAUAUUGGAAAGAAAAGACAGCUUGAGAAACUGGCUUCUGAACAGAAAUCACCCACAUUUAUAAACUACUUCUACAGGAAAGUGAAGAAACAAGGGAGUUACUUUAUUUCCAAACACAAGUUUUCCACCUGAUUCUGUGCUGGAAUACUUUGUAUUCACAGAUGUUGCAUUAUUUUACCGAGCCGUUGCAGCACUGAACUCAUGCAAGUGUAAAUACAUAAAAUAAAAGAAUGUAAACUAUUGUUUUGCUUUGGUCUUUAUUACUUUUUACUUUAUAU
This is a messenger RNA of Oryzias melastigma (Indian medaka), 3331 nucleotides long. It is a transcript of the gene notum2, whose product is annotated as notum pectinacetylesterase 2. The record is from RefSeq and is a predicted model, not a curated record. The coding region runs from base 947 to 2422 and encodes 491 amino acids. The transcript is spliced from 11 exons. Gene Ontology annotation, molecular function: hydrolase activity. Lineage: Eukaryota; Metazoa; Chordata; Actinopteri; Beloniformes; Adrianichthyidae.